UAACGUUUCUCUGAGCCACCUUUAGUACCUUUUUAACUAGUUGCAGUUUCAACGAUUGCCACAUUAAGAAUGCAGCUAACAAAAAUGGGUUUUUAUAAAUUAUUGUACAACAAAUAAUUCGCCCUCGAAAUCGCAGGAAAUGCUGUUUCCAAGGCUCUGGAUUUCAAAAUUUUCCGGGGGAGCAUGCCCCCGGACCCCCCUAGUGGGGUCGCGCCUCCGGCGCGAGAUGGAUUGGCGGGAGUGACUAUUUUUCCUAGCUACGCCACUGCUGUCUGCUGUGUUCUGGACGUGUUAGAGGAACCAUCGCAUUUGUUAAAUGGUAGCCAUGCUAGCAGCAAAGAUUCAACCGAUAAAACCGAUGGCAGUGCGUCAAGUAUGCAAGAUACAAUCGAUGAAUCAAAGAACGAAAUAAUGUUGAGAGGCUUGUACCACAUCCUAGUUCUCGGCUCCCAAACAUUGAACAUCCAUUUGCUAAUGAUUUUAGCGGAGAACUUAGAUGUUCCUGGAAAUCUGUAUAGUGUAAAAAGCGAGCAUGCUGAAGAAUGCCUUCGCCUGGUGAAGAAAAAAUAUUAGAUCUUAUAAACGAGGCGUCCGACCUGUUAAAGGAAAUAGCAAACGAUUCCAAAAAUCCUGAAGAUCCCAUAGCUAAAAAAAUCAACAAAUUUAACUCACAUGUUGCUCGUGCUCAAUUGGAGAUUCAGCUUUGUCGUGAUUUUCUUGAUGAGGCAAAAACUUCCAUUGACGAAAUGAUGGAAAAAGUUAACACAGUGAAAUAUUUGUCACGUGGCGUUCGUUUACUAGGAUGUGGAGUCACGUGGUACUCUUUAUAUCGUAUUUUAUCAUCCACAUCUAAACCUGAAGAUCUUGCAAGCUACGUUGUCCCUAGUGCUGCAGUGAAGAGGUUAGGCUUUCCUUUGCCACCAUUGGCAGGCUGCGAAAUUUCUGGUUACUUAUGGUUGUCAUGCUUGCGUCCUAGACGUGCGUAUGAGCUCCGUGAAAAUCUCGAAAAAAUGAAGGAAAAACAUAAACGUUUGGAGAUGGAGUUAAACUACUUAGAUCGACGACUGAAGUUGUUGCAGAAGAGUUAUCCUCCUAGUCAGGGCAGCGUUUAGCGCAUUCAAAUAUUCACUAAUCAGUUAAUAUCUUAAUAUAGUGAAUCACAGAAAUGAACUAAAACGACACCUCAGCAAGAACUCUUUACUGAACUAUAGUUUACAUUGUAUAAGUUUAAUGAAACAUGUAUCUUAUUGCAAUUACUUAAAGUAGUUUUAUUUAAAUGUUGUACAUAUAAUUAGUUCUGGCACUACUUGCAUUCGGCGUAGCCUUCGUUUGGGAAUACAGUUUCAACUUUUGUCAGAUUUCAUAGUAAAUACACAAUUUUGAUGUAA
Molecule: messenger RNA, 1388 nt
Organism: Xenia sp. Carnegie-2017
Lineage: Eukaryota; Metazoa; Cnidaria; Anthozoa; Malacalcyonacea; Xeniidae
Exons: 2
Coding region: 543-1112 (189 amino acids)
Source: RefSeq, a predicted model, not a curated record